Letharia columbiana is the source of this 1323-nucleotide messenger RNA. RefSeq lists its product as uncharacterized. Gene Ontology annotation, molecular function: protein-phosphatidylethanolamide deconjugating activity. Bases 1 to 1323 code for a protein of 440 amino acids. Lineage: Eukaryota; Fungi; Ascomycota; Lecanoromycetes; Lecanorales; Parmeliaceae. The record is from RefSeq and is a predicted model, not a curated record. The transcript is spliced from 3 exons.
AUGUCAAGCGUGGACUUUGGCCGCUACAAGCGGAUUGUGCAGGCUUUCUGGGACCCCGAGCCAAAGAACGAUAAUGCUUCAGUAUCUUGCAUAUGGUGCUUGGGCAGAGAAUACGUAACUCGGUAUACGCCGAACGGAUCACGGGGUCCAGAAUCUGAAGCUAAAAGGAAAGAGCCAGCUCUCGAUGGCCAGGACUGUCAUCAAGAUGCAAAGAGGGUCAAGCUCGCAGCGACAGACCGGACCUCAGCGGGAGAGCCCGAGGCACAGUCGCAUGAUAGCGAAGCAGACAGAGGGUGGCCUUCGGAGUUCCUGGAUGACUGCGAGUCGCGGCUUUGGUUUACCUACCGCUCCAGUUUUACUGCAAUUAAGAAAUCAUCCGACGCCUCAAUGACUCUCUCGGUACGCUUGCGCAGCCUGGGGGAUCAAGGAGGCUUCACGUCUGACACAGGCUGGGGGUGCAUGAUACGGUCUGGACAAAGUCUUCUUGCGAACGCUUUGGUUAUGGUGCGCCUGGGAAGAGACUGGCGACGAGGAAGGAGGCAAGACGAAGAGCGACAACUUCUCUCUUUAUUUUCUGAUGAUCCUAACGCUCCUUUUUCGAUACAUCGGUUUGUUGAACACGGUGCUUCGGCUUGUGGGAAGCAUCCCGGGGAGUGGUUCGGACCAUCUGCCACCGCAAGAUGUAUACAAGCGUUGUCACAUGAGUAUCAAGGUACAGGACUGAAAGUUUACGUGAACGGUGAUGGUGCGGACGUCUAUGAGGACAGCUUCUUCAAGCUUGCCAAAGCGAGUGACGGCACCUUCAAUCCAACGCUCAUCUUGGUAGGAAUCAGGCUGGGCAUAGAUCGAGUGACACCAGCUUACUGGGAAGCACUGAAAGCGUCGCUACAGCUGCCUCAGUCUGUGGGGAUAGCAGGUGGUCGUCCUUCGUCCUCGCACUACUUCUUUGGCAUUCAGGGAGAUCAAUUUUUCUACCUAGAUCCUCAUGUCACGCGUCCCGCCUUGCCUUUCCACAAAAAUGCCACAGACUUCACCGAAGAAGAGAUAGACUCCUGCCACACUCGAAGACUUCGCAGACUUCCUCUCAAGGAUAUGGAUCCAAGUAUGCUUAUUGCGUUCCUUAUCAAAGAUGAAGAGGACUGGAAGAGUUGGCGGAGGGCUAUUGGCACCGCGUCAGGGAAACCAGUUGUCCAUGUAGCUGACGAAGAACCGUCGUUGCAUGGGCAUGGUGCAGUGAGGAAGAGUGCAGUAGAUGAUGUGGAGACUCUGGACGAUGAGGAUGAAGGGGAUGAUGGCGAGAUGGUUGAGCGUCCCCAGGAUUAA